Molecule: messenger RNA, 1020 nt
Organism: Diplodia corticola
Lineage: Eukaryota; Fungi; Ascomycota; Dothideomycetes; Botryosphaeriales; Botryosphaeriaceae
Product: zn2+-binding protein melusin contains chord domain protein
Exons: 1
Coding region: 1-1020 (339 amino acids)
Source: RefSeq, a predicted model, not a curated record
AUGAGCGAGUACGAGGCCCGCCGCCUAGCCAAUAUCAAGCGAAACGAGGCCCUCAUCCAAGAGCUCGGCCUGGAGCACUCCGCCGCCGCCGCCGCCCCACCGCCACCAAACUCGAAACCCACCCGCGCCAGCAACCACCGCCCUCGGAACAAACGACGCAAGCUCGAGCCCGCCGCCCCUACACGCUCGUCCGCCCGCCUCGCCCGCGCCGGGUCCCGUCCGCUCCCGUACGGCGACGCCUCCGCCUCGGCCUCGGCCUCAUCACCACCCGCCCAACCGCGCCGCCACCGACCGAGCCGGAAAGCCCCCCAACGCAGCCGCACUGCCACCUCCCCUUCCUCCUCCCGCUCCCCCUCCCCCUCCGGCCUCGACGUCGCCGCCCUCCGCGCGCGCUGGACGUCCUGGACGCCCGUCGCGCCGCCGCCCGCGCGCGACGCGCACGGCACCUACCACUUCGCGUCGCACCCGGCCUUCACGCCGAACAAGUCGCCGGAGGAGGUGCUGCGCGAGGGGUGCUUCGGGGGCACGUACUUCCGGCCGCUGCGCAGUCGCGCGCUGGGAGCCAGUACCGUCGUCGAUGGCGACUGGCGCGAGUUGCCGGCCGCGUGGGUCGCCGGGGUGGACGUGGCGCGCUGUCUGACGAGUUCGAGGUACGAUGCGGCGGUGAAUAAGUAUGGAGUUGCGUGCGGGCAGAGCAUCGAGGAGUGGGAGGCGGCGGGGUGGAUUGCGCAUGAGUGGGAUGUGAGGGGGUGGUUUCAGUGGUAUUGUCGGUUUUGGAUGGGGAGGAGGGGGGCGGAUGACGAGAGGCAGGUGGGGCGGUGGGCGAGGUGUGUGGGCGAGAGGGGGAGGUGGCGGAGGGCGUUGUUGAGGGGCUAUGUCAAGGCGGGGGUGAGGAGCGUGUUUGAUGAUGGGGACGAGGGGCGGGGGGAGGUGAGUCCGGUCGUGCAUCAGACGUGCCAUCAUUGGGCGUGGGAGGUGAGGCAGGACGCGCUGGAUAGGUUUUGGGCCGAGGGACGCUGA